Molecule: messenger RNA, 525 nt
Organism: Trichomonas vaginalis G3
Lineage: Eukaryota; Parabasalia; Trichomonadida; Trichomonadidae
Product: organellar and viral DNA polymerase type B
Exons: 1
Coding region: 1-525 (174 amino acids)
Source: RefSeq, a predicted model, not a curated record
AUGAUUUCAACAAUCGGCACAACAACAAUUCAAACAACAGCACCAAACUCGUUAGUCAUGAAUCCAACAUCUAUGUUAGUAGAAAUGAAAAGCUUCAUUCCUUCUUCAUAUACUUUUGAAACAGAAAUCCAGAAGAUAAAGCAAGAACUUUUAACAAGUAAUUUAGACUGUAGUGCGAACGAUGAAACAAAUGAAGAAUAUCUUUAUGAAAUGCAGGACAUUAUUGACCAUUUGCCUAAACUACCUGAAAUCCAACAACAAAAACUCACUAUUCCUGAAUUCGACGAAAUUGAAGUGAAACCAACUGACUCAGUAGAAAUUAAGAAAUUCAUACGAAAGGUAAAUUAUGAAUUCCUUGGUUUUCAUUGCAACCAUAAGGUUCUGGACAAAGAUUGCGAUAUGGUAUAUAAGAAUGUUUCUGACAUAUAUAAAUCUGAAGAAUUUAAGACCUACGACAACUUUGUUUCGUUAGUUGCUGAAUGUGUUUGGGAAAUAAGAGAUAAAGAUAGAAGAGGCAAAGUAUAG